Cornus florida is the source of this 2252-nucleotide messenger RNA. RefSeq names its product F-box protein At3g07870-like. The record is from RefSeq and is a predicted model, not a curated record. The transcript has 3 exons. NCBI's taxonomy places the organism in Eukaryota, Viridiplantae, Streptophyta, Magnoliopsida, Cornales, Cornaceae. The coding region runs from base 1354 to 1920 and encodes 188 amino acids.
AUAAGCUCAGGCCAUGUGGUAAAUGAAGCAGAUUCCUCCUCUCUCUCUCACGGUGUCACCCAAAUGAUCAAAUCCCAUUCGAAAUUGUACUUUCGACUAAUUUAUUUUACACACUCUCUCUCUCUCUCCCCUCACAUCUCCUCACAUUCCCAAGGUUCAUUGUUGGAGCAGUGAAACCCAUCACCAGAACACUGCCGUCCGGGACCAUCAAAGAUCUGCCGGAGCAUCACCGGAUCACCGUGGUAAGCCAUGAAUGGAGACAAAGAAGCAGAUGACGACAAUGAACAAAUUCAGAGACAAGUUCGGAGAUUGGAGUAUUCAAUUACAGAUCUUCCGAUGCCCAUCUUUGUCGAUAUUCUGCGAAGACUUCCUGUGAAGACGAUUGUACAUUGUAGGUGCGUUUCCAAAUCUUGACGAUUGUACUUUAUAAUUUUGGACCCUCAAUUUGCCAAGCAGCACUUUUUGGGGCAAGAGCCCUGUACUCUGCUUCGGACCUUAGGUUCUGUGUCAAGAACGCUUUACUUGGUCGAGCCUGAAACUUGCCACAAUUUUGACCUUGGGUACUGCUUAUGUGAUAGUGGUUGUUAUGGAUUUAGUACCUGUUGCUCUGAUCAACGCGUUAAAACUCGCCACAAUUUUGAUCUUGGGUACUGCAGUUGGUAUUGCAGUUAUGAUUCUGACAACGAAGGCCGUUGUUAUGUUACCUGCUCUUAUCAGUGUGUUAAAACUCAUCACAUGAAGCUUGACACCAAAUUGAAGAUCCCAUUGCGCAAUCCUGAAAUGGUGCUCAACGAUGAAUUUGGUGAUGCCCAAAGGGGUUGCUCUUCUAAACGCAGUGGAGUUAAAAGGAAACGUUACAUCAAAGUUAAACCCAAAGAACAAAGAUUCAAGAUUGUGAAUUCAUGCAAUGGUUUCCUUUGUGAUGACCCUCUUGUUGUGUGUAAUCCUAUCACGGGUGAGUAUACAAACUUUCCGGUGUUUGAGAGGGCUGGUGAGAAAAGAAAACUUUUCUUUGGUUGUGGGUUCGGCUUCAGUCCAAUUACUAAUCAAUACAAGGUGAUUAGAAUGUUUAAGCAAGUGAUUUGUGAUCCUGUUACAGGUAUAAAGACAUAUAGUAGGACGACUGAGAUACAAAGACUCGGCACAGAAUCGUGGAAAAGCAUUGGUGGUGGUCCCAUUUCAUCUUAUUAGCUAGCAUUUCCCACUUAUCUAGAGGGAUGUAUUCAUUGGAUCUGUAUUGAUUUAAGAAGUUCUGAUUAUAUAGUUUCUUUCAACUUUGACAACGAGCAGUUCCAAUCAGUUCCACCACCUCCUCGUACAAAUGGUGACACCAACACAGUUAGUUUCAGUGCAAUGCGUAAGGUUUCCAUGGGAAUACUAAAAGGCUGUCUAUGGAUAUGUGAAGCCUCCAAUUACAUUAACAUAUGGGUUAUGAAGAAAUAUGGUGUUCAAGAAUCAUGGACAAAAUUGUUUGCUAUUGAUACUAUAAAUGAUCCGAGGUGGUCUGUUGGUCUAUAUCAGCCAAUAAAGUACCUUGAAGAUGGAGCAAUAUUGAUGUUUCAUUAUUUUACAAGUACUCUGAUCUGUUAUGACCCCGAUGGACCAAAACUUAAAUAUCUAAAGAUUCAUGGCACUAAAAUGAAAUUCGAAGCAAUCGUUCAUAGUCCAAGUUUCAUUUCACUAAAGGAAGCUGUUGUUGGAGAUAAUGCGAUGGUGCUGAAUAUAUAUUCAAGGUGUGCAGGAUUCAAAGUGCUUGGAGAUACUAAAGAUCUUUCGUUAGCGGAGCAAAUUAGGGACAUGGAAUAUUUUGAUGAUUUUGAUCCAGGAUAUUCUGAUGAUUCUGAGAUGACAGAUGGACGAAUCACUUAUUCGUCGUCCGAAACUGACAAAUGGAGGAAGCACCGGUGUCUGAAAUGGUGAAGCUUCAAAGCUAUAUCUGGAUGUCGAGGAGUUGAGCAAUUCUAACUUUCCAGGAAGGGUCAUGGAGGUUUGAUAUCACCAAGAAUGACACCUAAAGUUCUUAUUUUGCGUACUUUUAGUAGUUUUGGGUACUUUUUUGUGGUUAUGGGAAGACUAUUGAAGGCUUGGCUGAGUAGGCCACAAGAAACAAUUGUCAUUUUUUUUUGUUGAUAUAUGAAUUGUUCUUCAUAUAUCCUAGGUGAAUGGAAAGUAUAUUCAGACCUAAACCCUAGAAGAUACAACUACUGAUAUCUUUUCAUGCUUGACUAAAGUUUACCUGGAAGUUCUCAUGA